Molecule: messenger RNA, 1536 nt
Organism: Symbiodinium natans
Lineage: Eukaryota; Dinophyceae; Suessiales; Symbiodiniaceae
Source: the annotation of a GenBank genome assembly
AUGGCCCCUGAGGACUUUGCCUUCUUGGAUCUGGACUUGGUCACGCCCCAAGAGCUGGACGAGGCCAUCGGCAUGCUCUUGCGCCGGCACCAGAUGCUUCCGGACGUCGUGGCGCGCGACCUGGCUGGCCACAGCCCUCAGAUUCACCUCAAGCGCGUCGUCGAGUGCAUGGUCAUUGCGGGCGCACCUCGCCGUGGACUAGAGGGGAUACCUCGCAUCCUCGCGAAGAUGAGCAAGUGCUGUGUUGUCUUCGUGUACAUCCUCUUCUCCAUGCUGUGCGGCCGCUUCUGCUUGCUUGGUGUUCCAAAGCAGCCCCAGGAGUCUCAACCUCUGCGGGGCUGUCCGAGGAGCUGGCUGAUUUAUGUGGGAUGUGUGUACGCCUGCAUCUAUGUUAGCACAGACCAGUACGUGCCGAGUUUGCCGCAGAUGGAGGCAGAUCUCGAAGGUUCGCCGACCUUGAUGUGUGGUACGGUUCAGCUGAACCUGGUGGUGAAGUCCAUCUUUGGGCUGUUGGCUGCAGGUUUGUCUGACUGCAUCGGUCGCCGGCCGGUCGUCUUGCCAUGCCUUGUUUUGCUGAGUCUCGCUAGCUUGUGCUGCGCAUCCGCUGGGCAGAUCGAAGGCUUCUUCGCUGCUCACAUUCUGCAAGGCAUGGGGGAAUCAGUCGAGCCGGUCUUGUUUGCAAUGGCUCGAGAUUACUUCUCCAACCCGAACGAGCGCUUCACUUUCGUGGUGGCUUUGGAGAUGAUGGCCAUUAUUGGUACCGCCGUUGCCCCUCUGUACGGAGGACUCUGUGCAGCCUACCUCAACUGGCGCCUCUCAUUCCUGGGCAUGGCUGUUGUCUGGGCAUUGCUGGCAGCAUACGCCUUCUGGGCCAUGGUGGAAUCCCGCCCCGAGGGCAGCAACGAGAGCUACCUGCGCAACGCGGCGCGCAUCUUUGAUCCACAGCUUCUUUGCCUGCUGCUGACCGAGAGUUGGAUUUUGGGGCAGUAUUUCAUGUUCAACACCAACGUCAGCUACUUGAUGGAGGUUAGCUUCGGCCGAUCUACCAUGGCAACCUCAUUCGUCAUGCUUGUCUUUGGGGUUGUGUGUGGACUUGGUGGCCUCUUGAUACAGCGAGUCGAGCUCGGCAGCGUCCUCCGUUUGGGGCAAGUGACCGUGUCCCUCCUGGGGCUCUUUGGGACUAUCUCGAUGGUGCUGGGACUCUACCUCUCUGACUAUCUCUGGUGCUACCUGGUGGUCUCCUUUCUGCAGGGGAGCGUGCUCUUGAUGGCCUGGACUUCCGUGAGCGUCUUGUUCAUGCAACCUUUGGAAGACUGUGCCGGCAUGGCCUCAUCUUUCGAGACCGUGGCGGAGAGCGUUCCCCCAGCCAUUCUCUCCGCAAUUGCCACGCAGUCUAUGAUUCAGGUGGGACCGGAGGGGCUGACCAUGUGGCAGGCAGGUACCUGCAUUGCCGGCGGGAUCGUAUUCUGGCUGGGUUUUGGUUGGAAUCCCCCUUCGUGGGCUCUGGCUCUGGAGGAAGCCUCAGAGUCACGCUAG